AUGAGCCGACACGCAACAGGUAGGAGAGACAAGUGCACGCGAGGCGAGCAGCCUGUGUAUCACUGAGGUACACGAGUGUGCAGAUACACUGUGUUUGUUUGUUUGUUUGUGUAGGUAGACUGUGUUUGACCUCAGUUAGUGAAUUAAAAGGAAAAAAACAGGUCUCAUUUCGAUGCUUUUGUUCACUGGCAGCUCUUCAGCUAACUUCUUCUGAGCUGGAAUUUGUUGGACCGGUUCCCCCUGCAGUCAUAAAGAAAGGAGGAAAUUCUUGUCGGGCGUGUUUUCAAUCAAAAUAAUCAUUUUCCCACAAACCUUUCAGACGUGCAGGAGUCUGCAGAGGAGUGGACCCCCUCCCCACCGCUGCCUGCGGAUCAUGUGUUCAACUCCGGAGCUGUGCUGUUCCCUGGUAGAACUGCUCUUACUAUUAUCCAUGCCUUUGUACAAAAUGGCCUUAAUUUACACAGUUAAAAGUAGCCUUAGAUGUCACUGCAUAUGCAAAAUUGUUACUGUAAAAUACUUCCCUUAAUGUCUUAAAGGAAAACUUUGGUGUUUUUGAGAUUUGCAGCCUUUAACUAUCAUUAACUUUGCACAAAUUGGGGUCAAAAAUUGCUGGAGGGGUAAAACAAGCAGUCAUGGGUGCAGCUUGAUCCUUUUGAGGGUAUUUGCAAAAACAGAACGAAUCAGAAAAGGCUGUUACAUCAAUCUCUGCAAAACCAGGAGGAUAUAUAAACAAAAACAGCGAUUUUAGCCCAUAGAUGAAGGAACUGUUGGUCUUGGGUGAGAUGAUUCGUGUGACUUAAGGCUUAAAGAUUGUUCAGGGAGAUACACCAAGAAGCAAAUCCAGCAUACCCAGUUUUGUUUUGUUUUUUUGAGGAAGCUGACUUUAAAAAUCCUGAAACUCCAGAUAGAGAUCAUGAGAAUCAUGAAGCUGAUUAUGAAACUCUUCUUUCGUUAAUGUUUUGAUUCACUCCAUGAGCAUGCUAAUGUGAAAAGGGGUGUGUAGUGCAAAAUUUGGCAAAGAGGAUCAACCUCUGAGUGUUGGCUUCAGUCAGACUGAUGCAGUGAAAGUAAUGAUGAAUUUACUUAAGGAUGUACACUGCUGCUGCAACCAAAAGGACAAAUCUUGCAGAAAAUAUUGCCACUUCUUCGAUUUAUGUUUUGUUUCAACACAUUCUGAGUGCCCUCUAUUUAUUUCUGAUGUGACAGCUACAGAUUUCACAACUCAGAAACAACAACAAGCAAGAUUUCAGCAGCACUACCACUUCAUAAAAACAUAGAAAUAACUUUUAUUUCCACUUGUCAGACUCACAACAUUUGUAGAGAGGCCCAGCUGUAAUUACCGUAUCAAAUAUGUAUGUUUGCUUAAAGCCAACUGUGUUUUAUUUUGGUGGGAAUAUCAUUUCCACAUGUGAGAUAAUGAGUUAUAUCUGCUUGUACAGGUGCUUAUGAUCAACAUGGCUGCCCUUUGAUCGUGUUCCCGGUGGAUGGGCAAGAGAAACUCUCCUCAGAUCUGAGCAAAGCAGAAGUGGUGGACUUCAUCAGUUACUUUCUGUGUCUGCACAAGUACGUGGAGUCAGAAACCGUUUCAGCGCUGCUGGUGUUUGUUAGAGGGAGAACAAGCUGUGCUGAUGGUUGGAUUGUUCUGUCUCCACAGUAAGAAGCAGCAGAAAGAGAGUUUAGUGUCGGUGGUGGCUGAUCUGAGGCAAGCCUCGCUCCAAACGACCAGGUUCAUCGCUGAGACUCUGCUUCUGCUGGAGGUACGGCUUUGGUAGAGUUUACUAGAGUGAUUCUGUUCUCUAAAUAAAUACUCAAAUAACACCAAGAUUUCCACGCUUAGCUCGAAAGAUGAUUAAUUUUUUUAAUGGAUUUUCGCCACUUGGCUGACAGGAUGUUUUAUGACAACCGAAUACUGAACUCCAUUAGUGCAUUAGUGCAACUCACCUACUCUCUUCCAGCAGCCGUUUGUUUGUAGCAAGACCUCGGGCCAGUACAUUACGGACUGUUGUGGGGUGCCGCAGCUCAAGGAAGAACAUUUAUGAUCAUUUCUUUAUCAUUUCCUUUAAGUAAUAAUCCCUAUAUUAAUCAUUUUGCACUGCAGACACGGUAGUUCUUCUGCCUUAGCGUCUCGGUUGGAUUGCAUUUCCAUGAAAAAAAUGAUUAUUUGUGGCUAUAGAGUGGCGUCUUGGUUGAGGUUUGUUUAUUGCUUCUCAGUCCGCUGUGUAUUGCUAUCGUGCGGUCAUUACUAAAGUUGGUAUAACUAGAGACCAAGCAGUCGGCAACAUUAAUCUCUGUCUAACUCGGUGUUACGGUGUGUUUGACCCUAAAUUAAUUUUACGCCGGAAUAUCCCUUUGAAGCCGUGCCAGUCCUUCCCACAGAAUAGAGCUACUAAAUCUUUCUAUAGUAAUAAUACAAAGAGUGAUAUUGAACUUAAGGUGCAGAGGGUCAUUUUAGGGAUUUUAACGGACGUAUUUCUAUGAAGGCCUUUGGGUGAAAUACUUUUUUGGAUUCAGGGAAAAAUUAAGUUGCAGAAAGCAGCCAAGUGGUAUCAAACUCUAAAUCUUCUACUUCAAAACCCAAACGUUAAACACACCAAAGUUACACGGCUGUGAGGUUAAACUAGCCGGUCUUGGUUGUGAUGAUGGAUAUCUACCUUCCCUAACACCAAUGCACUGCAGCGGUGGGAAAAACUGUUGUGCAACGGAGUGACUGCAUCGUGAUCAGAGCAGAGCUUCAGUCGGCAUGCUCAUCAGAGAGCCCUCCCUCUUCCUUGAGCAACUGUUUACUAUGAAAGUGUAUCAGGGUUCAGCAUCAGGUAAACAAGCACUCUUUUCUCUCAGCAAGAAACAAUGCGUAAGUCUGACCUCAACCCGAACCCUGUGUUUCUCAGUUUGACACCUUUUGGACUUCUGGAGUUUUUUCUUUCUUCCAAGCUUCACUUUAGCAGGCUAGAGUCAGCGUCUGGUAAUAUUUACCUUGCAGAGAGAGGAAGUGAGUUCACAUGAGUUCACUUCAGGUGGUACAUGAAUAAUAUCUUUCGCUGAGUUAAAGUCCUAUAUUUCAAAUCUUGGCUUUAGAUUUAAUGGAAAUUUCACCUUUUUUGUGUUUUAAUGAAACCGAAUUUCAAAAUCAAGUAGGAAGUCAUUAUUUUGUAGUCCUUGCCUGACCUGAACCCUUCAUUCCUUUAUGUAACCAGGCAGGAAAAUUUCUUUGGCACAAGUUUUUUAAUAUCGAGUGUAGUCUCAGAACCCAUCAGUAAUACCUCUGGAGAAUAAAGAUCAGCUGUUCAGAUAUCUCUCAUGUAGCCUCGAGCUGGCCACACACAACUUUAAAAUGAAGGCUUUGUUUUCUGCAUCAUUUACAGUAAUAUCAGCAGCAUCCCUCCAGUAUGUGCAGAAACCAAAGUCUGCAGAUACCUCGAUCAAAACUUGAACUACAAACCUACAAAUGGGAACUGGGACACUCCUAAUUGGCGAACAGAUUUUACCUUUUUAAAUUCUAAAUCCUUAACUUUGAAUAAAAUGCAGCUCAACUGUUUGAUUCCUACAGGAGAAAUGUAACUGCAUGCUAUCUGUUCUAGCAGAUAGGAUUCUUAUUUUUAUGUAUGAAUCCUCCACAUUAAAGUUAAUGUGUAAGUUCAGUUGAGUAAAUUGUACUCUCAGUGAAACAGCAGCUUUGCGUUUCUCCUGAUUGAAUUAUACAUGAGCAGGACUUUGAGUCGGUACUCUGAACAGGGAGACAUCCUGAACCCGUGAUCCCCCCCUUUUGACUAACAGAUCUGUUUCCUCCAGGAUGAAGUUAUGCAACAUUUGUUUUAUUGCUGUAUAGAGAUGGAGCCUGAUCUUAAAAAUGAGACCCCGAGUGCGUCAUCUCUGGUUCUCGUGGAAUUCCUCCGUGUUUGUGUUUGAGAGGAGGGGGAAAGGGGGUUGGAGGUCACAUGCACGCCUUGUCACAUGUUGUUAACCGGACAGAAAAGCCUCAGUGAAAUUGCAUGAAACGAGCACUGUUGUGUAGAGGGAUGAUACAUUUUUCCACCCAGAUGAACUUUUUAACAGGUUUUGUGGUGCAGUCGUAGUCGCUGUCCUGCAUUCCAGCAUGUUUAGACGUUUAUUUAAUUACAAACUGCUGCGAAAGGGAAAAUCUGAGUGCAGCUUUGUAAUGAUUUAUGUGUGCAGUGGUCCAUCUAAACUUAAGAUGACUUCUGGAAUUUUGUUUUUCCAUGACUGAUGGAUGCAUUUAAAAGAUGCAUUCAUGGGUAAAUUAUGGUAUCCAUUAAGCGUGCACAUAUAAAUCAAUGGAUCAAACGAGGGAAAAUCUCUCAGGCUCAUUUCCUGAAUGCCGGUAGGUCCUGGGAAUAAUAAUUUUCCACGCGUUAAGAAACUUAAAACACUUCUAAAUCCUUGUGUCAACAGCAUAGGCUCUGUACUGUUGGCUAAUCUUGUUGGACCAUCCCAGAGAGGCUUUGUGUCUUAAGUUAUACUUUUACUGUUUGUAGUUUAUACUGUGCAUGAACCACAUGAACACCUUGGUAAUCUUAUCCAUCUCAAUACAGCAGCUCUAUUUUAAAGUAUGUAUUUGUGUUAUUACAGUGAUCAGGAAAAUAACAGCAGCACCUACAUAAGAUAGUGUUUCCGAUAAACCUUCUAUAAAUAUUUUCUUCUCACUUAUCUGGUCCUGUCGCUCUGCCAGAGCCCACACCCUGUUGCAGAUUCAUUGCUUUGUAUUUGUAUCUGUUUUCUUCACUUUGGUAGAUGUCCCUGUUCACUCAGCUCCUUUGCUAAUUCAACAUCCCUCUCUAGUUUCCUUCCCUUGUCUCCUUUUCUGAGAAUCAUGUCAAAAAAAUAUCCUCCAACUUGUGUUUUUGCCACACUGUCAACAGGAAGGGGUAAAAUCAUAAACUUUGUAAAUGUUUCGGACCACUUCCUGUGGAUUGACUCCCUAAUGUGUAAUCAGGUGUCUCAUAGUGUUACUCUUGCUAUUUAUGUUGCGUUCCAGUUACCUCGGAAGUCAGAUGUCGGAGCUGGGAAUGACGUUACACCCGAGUUGAUGGUGUUCCAGUAAACAAGUCGGAAAACCAAGAGGGAUGCCUACUGUUAGCCGUUGUUAGCUGUUGUUAACAAUUGUCAGCUGUUGUUUGCUGUUGUCAGUUGUUGUUGUUAGCUAUACAAGUUGUAAACAAUGCACAACGCAGUAUUUUACUUUUAAAAACACCAUAGCAGCGUGUUCACAGUUAGACGUUGGGCAGUAAAAAUUAUACAACUUAUUUAAUUUUACAAAAACAAAACAACAGUGCUAAUACAUAAUACAUAAUGCACAAUACAAGAGCUUUUACUGUUACUCUGUACUGUUGAUGCACUGCGCUGCCAUCUUGAAUUAUGACAUUGUCGUCAGCAUUAGAAGUGAUAACUGUCAGGUUUUGACCAAUCAGAAUCAAGUGUUUUACAUGACUUUUUUUCAUUGUUUAGUUUUGUUCUGUUUGUUCCAGCUGCACAAGCGGACAGUCCACAGUGUUUACAUCGUUCAGCCCAAAAAGAAAGAUGUUCUGAAGUUGCUGCUGAAACUUCUGUCUCCAUCAAAGUCUUACGCUACCUCUUUCAAGGUAAGUAGAAACACUUUGCCUAGACCUGAAUUUGAUAGUGGUUCCAAAAGGAAAUUGAACCUCCAUCCAAACCAGAUUUGUUCUUUUUACAGAAAGUCUUCCUGAAGGAAAUCUCAGAGCUCUCAAACCACAUCGACAGAAGUCAGCUGACCGUGCCGCUGGGUGGUUAUCUCAUUUACUGUCAUCAGAGCUGGGUAACCUUUGUGAAGGUGAUUUGUUGCUUCAUUUUUUGGGCCAGAAAAACAUAUUUGCCAUGUUUUUUUUUUUUAUCUGAAAAGCAACAUUAAAGUUUAAACAGUUUCAAAUUAAACAGAUUUCAGACACUGUAUGCUGUACAGCCCUAAUUUCAUUGACUCCUAAAGCUCCUGUGAGGAGUUUCAAACUACUUGAGAAGCACAUUGCAGAUGUAUGAGCUACCCAUGGACACAUGAUCCCUCUACUAUCAGGGAUGUUUGCUUUUGAAGUACGUGUUGAAAACAAGUUCAGAUAAGAUGAGAUGUUCCUUUUAAUAGUCCCACAGGGGAAAUUCCAAAUUUACAUCAGCAUAGUACAGAUACAAAAAGAGAAAAAUUCAAAGAUAAAGAAACUUUGAGUUGAAAAAAGAUAUUUACAUGGUUCAUAUUUAUAUCUGUACAGGAUUUACAUAUCUUUCUGAAUCUUAUCCAGAAAUCUUGGACAUGCAAACCUGCCUAAAAAAAUAAGAAGUGUUGAAUAAAUUGUCCAAAAGAUUCUUUCAUAAGUGAGCUUCAGGGAAAUCUGCAUGAAUACCCUCUUUGAUUUCACAAAAACGACGAUAAUUUAGCAGAAAAAAACUUAUUUCAUGAAUACAUGAAUAAGUAUACCGUCAUAAAGUAAACAUUGAGAAUAUUUCUGUGCAUGAGACUCUUAUCUAUGUGAAUACAUCAAAGCUGAACCCACAAAGCCGUCUUAUGAUCUGUCAGAGGGUUUAAACACGAGGUCAUAUUGUCCCCCACCCCACACACACACACACACACACAUACACACACACUCUCACACUCAGUGAUUCCGCUUACGUCUGAACGCAGAUAAACUCUCGAUUUGGCGUCGAGCGGUGCAGCCAGAGUAUUUUUAUUCCCUCUGCCUGUGUGUGACGGAGAGCGUGCUGCGCUCACUCAGUCAGGAGAUGUUCAUUUUGUGAAUUCAUUCAUGAGAUCCGUCCAUGCGGCCGGGCCUAUUGUCCGUUACCUUGGUGAAGCUCCAGAGAAAGCCUGCUGUAAUCAGCUGACCUUAUUAGCAAGUGAAAGGAGCCCCUCUCUCCAUCACAUUAUACAUUCAGUCAUGUUCAACACGGGUCUUUGGCCACGAUGACAGUGUUCAUUAACCAUGGCUGCUCUCCGCCUAUAGAGGACCUACUUUGGAUGCUACUGCACAGUCUUCACAUGACCUACUUCUGGAUUAUUUGGGGUGGAACUCUGUUGAGCUUAAACCAGUGAAGUCUGACAUAUUAGCAGCUUUUUUUUGGUUUGAAAGUACUCGAAAAAGGAUGUUAGAAAAGCCAAAUCUAGGUUUUAAAACUAGUUAGUACAGCAGCAGAUUUAAAGCAGAGACAGAUAACCAAUGAUGAUUUUGAAGAUUAGGACAGUGGCACAGCAGGUUGUAAAAGCUGCAGUGUGAACCUUGAUCAAGCCCACAACCUGAUUAAAGUGUAUUCACUUAAAAAGUAGACAAUUGUGAAUCAAAACUUUUAUUGUGAAUUUCAGUCGUUUGUAUUCAUAUAGGGCCAGGUUGAAGUCUGACAUCAUUAAAGAUACAGAUCCAAAAAAGUCAAAUUAACUCAACUUUAUUUGUAAAGCACUUUAAAACAACCACAGCUGAACGAAGCGCUGAACAUAAAUAGAAAAAACAAUGCAGACAUAAAAAACAAUUUAAAAAAAUGGAUAAAAUAAAAGCAGAUAUUAAAAAGUAAAAUAUAGUUUCACUGUUUUUAAAAACUAAUUUAAAAACAUAGAAACAAAUAACUAAAAACAAACCAUAAAACACUGGAACAGGAGCCGAGUCUCAUGCCAGGUUGAAAUCCAAUGAAUAAAAAUGGGUUUUAAGACGAGUUUUAAAAACUUUGUGUUCCUUGUUUUUUUUCUCAGGAGAUCAGUGGGUUCGUUCAGGAGUUCCUCGUUGUGGUCCAGCGGCUGCCUUCGUGCAUCUCCACCCUGCAGGCCCUGUCCGGUCUGCCUCUGCCCUCCACCUUCAGUGAACUGCAACACUUCUGCUCCACCAACGAAGCCAAAUUUCAGCAGCUCAGGAGGUGAGGAUAGUGAGGAUGUACUUCACCUCACACAGGCCAAUACUGCGUCAUUGAAAUAUUAGACAAUGAUGGUUUUGAACCUUUUUGCUGACCAGGGUUUUCCUUUUUUUAUACUAAUGUGAAAAGGCAAAAUAAAGAUCAGGAUUACUUUUAAGAACUUGUUAUUUCUAAAGGAACUUUUAGUAAGUAACUAAAGUUUAUUUAUAGAGCACUUUUCACAGAUAAAAAUCACAAAGCGCUGUACAUAAAAUAAGUGCAAUAAGAUAAACAUAAACAGUACAAAAGAUACGUACAGAUACAUACUCAAAUACAAAUACAGUACAGGUGAGUACAGAAGUAAGAGCAGAUUAAAAAAGAUAAGUAAAAGAGACAAAACAAAACCUGUGUAUGCGUUAAAGAAAAGGGUCUUCAACUGCUUUUUUCAAAGAAACAAUCAAGUGGAGGGAGAGGGGCAGAUCGUUCCAGAGUCUGGGGGCUACGAUAGUAAAAGCCAGGUCUGCCUGAGUUUUGAAACGGGCCUUCAAGCUUCUGGCCUGACAACAGAAGGGUGUGCCCUGAGGAGUUGGGACACAACAAGUCAGCGAUGUACUGGGGGGGUCUGACCAUGCAGCUCCCGGAAAGUCAGAACUAAAAUUUUAAAAUUAAUAUGAAAAUUGACCGAGAUAAGACAGGGGUGAUGUGAGCAGAUUUGGGCGUGUCUGUCAGAGGUCUGGCGGCCGAGUUUUGGACAAACUGAAGUCUCUUUAUCACCGCCUCAUUAAAACAGAUGAACAGAGAAUUGCAAUAAUCAUGAGAUGAGAUAAAUACACGAAUGAUCAGUUCAAGAUCUGGUUUCUUCUCACUUCAGAGAUAUUUCUCAGGUGAUUAAAAACAAUUUUUGGUCAGCUGUCACGAAUGACCCUCUAAAGACACAGCUUGAUCAGACACAACCCCGAGGUUUCUGAGGCUGUUUUUAACACAUGGACCCAGAGCUCCAAGGCGAUUUUUAAUCAAGGGGAUUUUUUUCAUCAGGAGCAAUAAUCAGAGUUUCUAUUUCGCUUGAGUUUAUCUGAAGGUAAUUUGAAGAGAGCUAGUUAUCGUGUUGUUGUGUACACACUCUUCGUUGUUGCCCUGAAUAUCAUCACGCUGCGAUCAUUUCACACAACCGAAUCAAAAGCAUGGCUGAUGUCCAGCACGACCAGCUCUCCAUCUUUUGUUACAUCCCUCUCAGUCAUUUGCAGCCAAAAUAAAUCAGGGCAGACCGAGGCGGCGACACCCUCAUUAUUCCCCAGCAGUGAAUAAAGAGGCUGUAAACACACUCGCUCUCGUCUUUUGUCUUCAGCUUUGUCGCAACAGUUUCCUCUGGGUUUCAACACGGAUGAAGAACUUGAAUAACCUGCGUGGAAAGCAAAACACCGGUUCAUUCAAAGGCAACAGAGCAUUAUAUUACAGUGACUUAUUUCCUUCUUAAUCUAAAGAGACUCACAAUAAGAGCAUUCAGUAAGAAAGAAGGGAUCCUGCCAGUUCAUCAAAUUGUUUUAGUGCUGAUUAGAGCCGUGUCUGGAAAAAUUAUGUAAAUCUGCAGGUAAAGAAAGACGGUUUUCUUCUGAUUCCUCUGUGGCUGAUAAGAGACUGAUGUUAAAUUUAAAAUGUGUAUCCAGUUUCUCCGUGGUUUGGGUUGCAUAACAGAGAAACAAAACAUUUAAUUGUACUGAAUGACAUUUCCGUGUGGCCUCCACAUCGUCUUUAAACUACUGUGAAUUUGUUUUUUUGAUACAAAGGGAGCUGGGUUUGGACGAGCUGCUGACUCACUGUGAGAAAAUUCUGGAGAAGCUGCGUUAUCCCGAGAAGGAGGCGUGCUACCAGGCGAUGGCCGGCACGGCGCUCUUCACUCACACAGCGGUGGACAUGCUGCAGAACCACAGCAGGUACAGAGAGCUGAGUCACUGAUGGAGUCUUUAUCUUAAUCCUCUGUAAUAACACUGACCACACAUACCUUAAAGCGCUGAUGCAACGCUGCGUGUUGCACAACAGGAGCGCUGCGUCUUAAACAGUGUGGGUUUUGUUGGAGGGUUUUUCUUCCACUUGAGGCGUACGUUAGUGAAAGGAAGCAUUUUUUCUGGACUUGCUCCAGUGAAAAGAAAAUGGGCUGUGAUGACUGCAACAUGAUCCUUGUUCACUAACUGAGGCUUAAGUGUCUUGAAACAUGGCAGGAAGGAUUCACAGAGAGAGAGAGAGACGAAGAAGAGACGCUUUGUUUUGGACUGAUGUGUUUUGUCCUUGUGGUAUUAGCCAGGCGCUUGUUACUUGUCAUAUUCUAGUGGUGAUAAUAGAUAAUUAAACAAUGCUAAAGUUUUAACAAAGGUGCAUGACUAAAGUAAUAAUUAUAGUGAAUAUUGCAAAAACAAAAGAAGAGAGGAGGAGGAUGUUUUUAUUGACCAGCAACAGAUUAUAAAAACUGAUGUCUACUGAGCAAAAUAAGAAAUAAGAGUAACUCUACUGCAGUAUGCUGUCAUUGAUUUAAACUCAGUGUUCCUACGUAAAUAUGGAAAUAAAUUCGAUCAAUUUCCAGGUCUUUAAAAGUAUGGAAAAUAAAAAAUAAAGUGUGGAAAAAUAUUUGUUUCCAGGCUGUUUCCACAGUUCUAAAAAUACUGUUUUCUGAAAUAGAAAAGUAGUUUUUUUUUUAAUUUCUAAAAAGUAGGGUGUGGAAAAGUAUGGAAAUUCCAACUGUGUAAAAACCCUGUAAACUAUUGCUGCAGAAGUUUCAGGUGUUUUUUUAUCUGUUUGUUACCUUUUUCAGGAUAACCUCAGCUGUAGACAAAGUGGACCUGUUAUGGCAUCAGGCUUUUUCCAAGGCUCGGCUGCAGCUGCAGGUGUGUCAGCUGAGAGAGGACUGUCUACAGGUGAGCCAGAGGACAACUUUGAACAACGCACUGUUGUAAAUACUAUGAAUUAAAAAUGAAAUACUGACUAUUUCAAAGCUUCAAUCAGCCUUCAUUAAAGGCCAGUAAGUGCUUUUAAGACAAAGUGUAUUUUCUUCUGCUUCAGGUCACAGAGCAGAUCAAAACUCUGUUUGAAGAGAAGCUUCAGCCGUAUAAAAUAGAGAUCGCUCGGGAUGCAGCAAAAGCGGCGAGGCUGGCGUCUGAAUUUGAGACGUCUGUUCACACUCCUGCUAUGGUACUGUUUACUUUCUUUACUUAUCCUUUUUACUUGUUUGAUAAGAAUAAACAUGUAUCUCAACUGUCUGUGAAUUCAGUCUAGUUCUGCUGCAAGGAAUUUUUCAUCAUGUGUUUUUCCCUUCUUUGAUUCAUGCCUUAAUUAACUCUGAUCGCCCUCCUCCGGUCUUUAACAGGCUCUGGUACGCCGUGCUGAAGACGUGAUCCACACGCUGUUGGAGAUCCUGCCGUGUGACGGUCAGCCUACAGAGCGUUGGGCUCAGGAUCUGGAGAGGCUGAAGGAGAAACUUUACUCUGCCGUACUCUUCAUCCUCCAAACACUGGCUGCAGUUUCCAGCUACCAUCGCUACUACAACAAGGUAAGACUCUUAUCUAGGCCCUCCGGCGGCCUUAUUACCAAAGACUCUUUACGAAAACAGAGUUCAAAACAACAAAAAAGUGUCCUUUAACAAGAACCAUGUGUUCUCAAGGGUUCUCAUUUAAAGUAUACUUUCCUUCUCAAUCACAUUUGUAACAAAAUCACUGAAUUAAAGCUCCUGUGAGGAGUUUUUUUGAUUUUUAAAAAAAGGACUGAAACUCAGAUUUAUGCAUCUUUAUAAUGCCCACAAAAAAAAAGACAAGGGACAAGAUUGAAUAUUUUCCUCAUUAAAUAUCAACAAUAAAUGAGAAAUUUGACUGUCAGAUUCAGCAGGACGAGAUUAUUUGUCAGAGGACAUCACUUCAGAGCAUAGAGAACAAGAUAAACAAAGACUGCUUUGUCCACAGAGGGCGCCAGAAUUGACACAAAGUGAAAGUCCCUUACAGGAGCUUUAAUAUUCCUCCUUUGUCUUGUGAAAAACAUAUUUUGGUAACACUCUAUGAACUCACCUCUUACAAUACAGAUAAACAGAAGAACUGUAACACCAGGAGGAGAAUUGGGUUUCAUAUGAUCAAACUUAAGCUAUUUUAAGACAUCACUUUAAAGCUUUCAGUUCCUCUGGCCAGCUAAUUGAGGAAUUGUAAUUUUGGAGGACCAUCCCUCUGUCCCACUUUUUGAGGAAGGCCUGGAGAGCAUAUUUUUAAAUUUGGCUCAAAACGAUGAUGCCUGUUAAUGACCAUUUGGCAUCCUGCCCUUGCUCCACUCUGUUCUCUUUUGUUCUGCUGCAGUGAGGAAAGUUCACUCAUUAUUUGCUCUGCAGAGAAACCGAGAAAGAGAUGUUCUCGCCCAAGAAGUUACACCUCCAAAAUUCAGUCCUCCCUCCUCUUCCUCCUUUUUGCCUCUCAGGCCAGCGGCUGGUACCGUCUGAUCCUCCGUGAGAACUUCCUGCAGGAGCUGCUGUCGGGGAUAAACGGAGGAGGAGAUCUGGCACAGAGGCAGAGGAUGAGGAACUUUGGGACGAUUCCUGCAUGGAGACACAAAAUGUCUUCCUUCCUGAAGAGGAACCCUCCUCCAGAUCAGGAGGAGCUGGUUCACUUGGCUCACCUGUCCUCCGUCAUCCCGGAUGAGGAGGUAAAACAGGCAGGGAAGCAGAUGUCCCAGAGGUGAGAGAAAAGAAAUGAAAUCUCUGAAUUUGUCUUUUUUACUGAAGUUUUGUUCAGCAGAUUUGAUGGCCACAGCAGUUCAGACGUUUACAGUUUUUGCACUUCUUCUCAAUUUCACCAGACUUUGAACCUGAGGGUCAGUUUUGGAUCAGCUGGUGUAACCCUUUUAAAAUAUGUAAACAUUGUCUUUAAAUUAAAAAAAAACUAAAUGAAUCACAUAGGCCUUUUAUUUUCUCUUGAUAUCAAGGUUUAAAGUAAUCUUGUGUCUUCGAUCCCUCAGGUGUCAGACCCUGAGGAAGCUGCUCCUCUCCUCAGGCCCGGUGUCUGUGGGGCACCUCCAGCUGGCCUUACAGUGGCAGUAUGAGCUGUUACGGAGCAACCAUGUUGAUCCUUUCCCCGCUGACGGCUCUACAAACAGAACAGCCCAGGAAGUUCCAGACAUGAGUAAAUGUGAAAGCGUUAAAGGAGCCGCUGAUCUCCUCACUGCUUCUUCUCCGGCUGCAGUACCUGGGUUGGUUUCGGCCGAGGGUAAACCCGCCUCCCUCAGCUCCUUUGACUCCGGCUUCGACGGAGCCGGGAGCAGUCAGCUAGAGACCCGAGACUGUAUGAGACCGGCUCUGAGGCAGCCACAGACCCACAGAGAGAUACUCUGCAGUGUUUCAGACUGUGAAGAUCUCAGAGAAGAGUUUGAUCUCGGUUCUGUGGGAAACUCCUCCAGGGCGAGCAUCCAUAUCAUCCCCAAAGCCUCGGUGGAGUCUCUAAACUUUGAGAUUAAAGUGAAACGCUCGGCCGCUCUGCCCAGUAAUCCCUGGCUCAGUCUGCCGGUGGACGAUCUUGAGAACUCGUACACUGUUACCAUCACGCAGAACUCCACGCCUCAACAGAGAGACCUCCAGCUUCAGCCCAGCAGGUCUCGAGAUCAGCCCACUCAGACUGAUGUGCCUAGCAGCUCUCAGCCGAGUGGGACUCAGACUAGAGACUGGCUCCUGCACUCACAGAGCAGUCUGGACGACCCUGAAUUAAGUCCUGUUCGGAACAUCCUUUCCAGCACCAUCACGGACCAGAGGGACAAGUCCGCCUGCACUACUGUGGAGGUCCCCACGCUGCUCUGGGACUCCUAUGACCUUCAUGACCAGGAGCAGGAUUCUGUUGAUCGGUAUAGUGGGUUUUUUGACAGCAAAGUAAAAAACUGACAAAAAAUUUGGUAGAGCGUGCGCUAAAUUUUUAAGAAACCUUGUUUUCUUGUAUUUUUUGCAGCCUGAUUGAUAUGAAGGACUGGGAUGUGAGGGAGCAGGAGGGUUUGAUGGAGGUGGAGAAGAUCCUGGACAGAGCAGAUGAGAUACUGGAGGUAAUUACACACCCGACACACCAUAAAUACUGAAAAGUUGUUCCUAGAGGCACAUUUACUCAGAUGUUGUCAGAUGACUGUCGGUGAGUUGUGAGAUUUGAUAAAAUAUCUCAUAUGACGUGAUUUUUCCAGUUUAAGUUAACGACAUGAUGAUGAUCAUCAACUUUAUCGCCUCUGUGCAGAAAGAGGAGAACGCUCUGGCUCAAGAGGCGGUGCUGGAUGCUCUACUGAGGUCAGAGGUCAGGCGCGAUGACUGGCCUGUGUGGGACAGCGAGGCCCAGUCUGGUCUGGUAUGUUAAAUAUAAACUGUAGAGGACAUGAGGGACGUAAGAAAUGUUGGUAACAUAUAUUGCAAAAUUUUAUUUUAUUGCAGGGUUCCUACACAGUUGGAAUUUCCAUACUUGUCCAUACCCUAUUUUUUGGAUUAUUUUUGGAAAUACCUACUUUCCUAUUUUAGAAAACAGUACUUUAUAACUGUGGUAAUGUAGUCUGUUAACAUCAAUAUUUUUCAUUCUUUAUUUUUCAUUUACCAUACUUUUUGAUCAAAUUACUUUCCAUACUUGCGCAGGAACCCUGUAAUUAAAUAAAUUUUAAUUAAACGGUUCUGUGGGAAUGGUCUUGACUGUCUGAAGUCAAGCAUCUGUUCCCACACUAUUGAGGUCUCUCAGACGUUAGUCAUGUGUCGAUUACAUUAAUGGCGGGUUAUCUGCUCAGUCAGACGCUCAGGCUCACAAACAAAAACAAGUUUUCACUUUCAGUCCUCUGUGACUCAGAUGUCAAAUUCUACCUUUCACUAAAUUACAGUCUGCAGACCCAAUUUAAAUUAUCAACAACAUGAUGUGAAGCCUCCCCUAAAGUGAAGCCAAAUUAUUUAAAGCUGCAUUGUCACUCUUAAAGUCUGUCUCCUCCAUGUAAGCAGAUGGGACAUGGCUCAGACGAGAAAAAUCAUAUUACUGUUUGAUUAAAUUUUACUUAAAGGGGUAUUACGGUGUAAAAUUAAGUGAGGGUCAAACACACAGUAACACCGAGUUAGAUACCCCCUUGAGAGAUGAAUGUUGCCGACUGCUUGCUUCUCUAGUUAUAACAACUUAAGUAAAGACCGCACGAUAGCAAUACACAGCGGUUUAUGGAGCCACAUGCACACCUCAACCAAAACGCCACUCUAUAGCCACAAAUAAUGCUCAGAACAGCACCUAACUUCAUCAACAGUACAUAUAGGGUCCUAAUCAUAGUACUAGCCACCAAAUAUUUUUUUAGCUUUGCCUGAUUUCUUUAGCAAAGAGACUAAACACAACUCACCUACUCUCUUCCAGCAGCCACUUGUUGUAGGGAGAGCUUGAGUCCAUCAGCGAGUGAGUUUCGCAGCUCAAGGAAGAACAUUUAUGAUCAUUUCUUCAUGGAAAUGCAAUCAGACUUAGACGCUAAGGCAGAAGAACUACCACAUCUGCAGUACAAAAUGAUUAUUAUGAUGAUUACUGCUUCAAGGAAAUGGUAAAGUAAUGAUCAUAAAUGUUCUUCCUUGAGCUGCGUAACCCCGCUGCACUUGCUGAUGGACUUGUCCAAGUUUCAGAAGGUGAAGGUUUUGAUUGUCUUUGGUUGUCAGCAAUGUCCACAAUGUGCAGUUUCAGUGCAGAUCUGUAGCUCUAGUUGUCGUUUUAGUCAAAUCAUCACCCCAAAGGGUUUAUUUCCUCUAAAAAUGUAUCACAGUCUUUUUUAAAUGCAUGAUUGCAAAAAAUGCAUUAAACCUGGUUAAACCUGCAAAAACUAAAACUGCAAAUGUUUGUUCAAACCUCCAGUCUGCUCACAGUGUUUUUUCUUCUUCUGCUUAUUUUCAAAGAUGUCGUCCAGUGAGCUGGCUGAAGCUGGUGUGAUCGGCCUCGACGAUUACCUCAACACAGCAGAGUCUGACGUCCUGAGUGAACCCAGAUCAGCUGAAAGUAAAGAUGAUGCUGCUUCAGGGGCAGAAACAGAAGCAUUUUCCUAUCGGUCAGACCUGCUGUCAGAGCUGAGACAAGUCCAGGUUCUGGAUGAGCUCAUCAUGGAGGAGAACCUCAAGAUCCACGAGCUCCGACACCGUGAACAAAAUGCCAUUGAGGAAGUAUUUGACACAAACAGAUCUGUGAGCAAAGAGAGGGAGUCUUUUCGUUUACAGGUGGAAAAAGAGAAACGAGAGGUGGAGAAGCUCGAGAAGAGUUUGGACAAAGAGCGUCAAGCCAAGAAACACAGACGCAGAGCUACAAAGGUGAUCAAAUGUUCCAUAAUGGAAAGAACCAGAACUGACAGCGAGGAGGACCGAGCUCUCUGUGAAGAGAUUUUGUCAGGUAACAGAUCACAGAGAGCAAGUUCAACAGAUUUGGUCUGCAGUGAAUCUCAGGAAUCUAGUGAACCAGUAUCAGGUCCUUAUGCUGCCAAAGAUGCUUUAGAAGAAUCAGUUCAACUUCCAGUUUCCCAAAAUCAGGAUUAUUCCUCUGAAGCUGAGCUAAAAGAGUCAAACAGACCAACUUUUAAAAGUACCUCUGAUUUAGACGAGCCUCCUGAAGAGCCGGGGAUCAAACUUCAUGGAGUUUUCACCAAAGAAGAAGAAGAAGAACAUGGAAUAUCUGAGGAGAGUGCUGCCAUGUGCAAACCAGAAGCUUCUUUAACCCCUGAAACGAGGCCAGAUGAUGGAGCGUUUGAUCCAGGUGGAGACUCGCUCUCUCCUCCUGUGCCCAAGCCGAGAAAGACCUCACUUCCUGUGAACAACAUCCUCAUCGAACCAGACCCUCCUCAUUCUCCAGAGAUGCAAAGUCCAUCUCCAACCUCAGUCCCUGAAGACCCUGGUUUGACACUGUUUCAUUUCCUGGAUGAAAACCCUGAUGCUCCUCCUGAGAACUUAACUCCGGGUGUCGACCACAGUUUGCUUCUGAACCCUAAUGUGAAAGAGCACAGCAACAACAACAACAACAACCACAUUGGGCAAGAAGUUUCGUUGUAUGAGGUGAACCCUGUAGAUGAAGAGGACACACCUGUGGGACCUGCAGAAGAAGAAAUCCAGACUCGGUCUCCUACAGACGAGCACCCACACCAGCUGCAUCCUGACGGUCCUCUGUACGAGUUUGACCCCAGAGGAAGAGACAAAACGACGCAGGGUGAAGACUGGACUGAUGGGGUCCAGGGAUCUCAGGUCAUGAGGGUACCAGAACCUGAACCACCUGGGAUCCAGGUGAAUUAAAACAUCUCACUAUUAAUUGAUCAAUGAUUUUUGGCGUCUUUUAAUGCACUAAGUCACUUAUUCCUGUUAUUAUAUUUGCAGAUAACAGAUUUUAAGACCCCCAUAAUUCUGGAUACAGGGUCCGGUUUAAUGAAAGCUGGAUUUGCAGAUCAAGACCUUCCCAGUGUUGUAUUCCCAACAAUAAUUGGGAGGCCAAAAUAUGAGGUAAGGUUUAUUAUUGUCCACUAAUCCACAUAACAAAAUAAAAGUCAUAACAGACUUUUAUUACAUGUGUUUGUUUCUGUGUUUGAAGGAAAUCAUGAACAGUAACCUUGAUAGGGAGACUUACAUCGGACAUGACGCUCAGCACAUGAGAGGAGUCCUGGCUUUACAGCAUCCCAUAAAAAACGGCGUCAUUACGAACUGGGACGACAUGGAAAAGGUGAGCGGGCGUUAAUUUUACUGGUUUGGACUUUGACCAGACACUAGUGUUGAUAUUGUGAAAGAAAAAGUGAAGGUCACCCUGCUGAUACAUCUGUUUAUGAGUAAUUUACUAACAUUUAAGCUAGGACAGUGGUUCUCAAGUCCACACCUGAUUCAAAUGAUCAGCUCGUUAUUAAGCUCUGUAAUGGCUUAACGAGCUGAUUAUUUGAAUCAGGUGUGUUGGAGCAGGGAAACAUCCAAAACAUGCAGGACAGUGGGCCUCCAGGACUGGACUUGAGAACCACUGAGCUCGGACACACAUUUGAUGACCGGGUACUUUGGUGGUCACUCAGAAUUGUAAUAUUUUAAAACCUGGUCUUUUCAGGUCCAAACUGAAGUUCUCCGAACAUUUUUUUCUGCAGUAAUUUAUAAAGUGGUUUGUUUUUCUUUCAGAUUUGGCAUCACGCCUUCCAGCUACUUUACGUAGAACCGGAGGAUCACCCAGUUCUGCUCACGGAGUCCGCCAUGAACCCCUUGCAGAACCGUCAGCGGAUGGUGGAGAUCAUGUUCGAGUGUUUCAGCGUUCCUUUCACUUACGUGGCCAUGCAGGCGGUGCUGGCUCUCUAUGCAGCCGGGAAAUCCACUGGUAAUCUUCCAUUAAAAUCUCCUUUCUGCCUUUUGAUUUGACAUUCAUGACUUCAUUUCUCAUGAAGUUGCAAAUCAAAAGUGCAUUAGGACCAUGUAAUGUUCGCGAUCCUGCUUAUUACUUGGCUAUUAAUCUGCUGGUGGAACAGACAUGCAAGCUAGGCUACAGUUUUUGGACCUUAGGUGAAUGCUCUACUGAGAAAGAUUGCUGCAUGUGUAUGAGCACGUUAAGUGUGUUGUGUCUGCAAAUAUUACAAAAACAAACUCGGCUUUCUGGUGGCAAAGUGCUGAAAAAUACAGAAAUGUCCCUUUUAAAAUACUUAUUUCUUCAGUUGUCUUAUCUCUGCUUGCUCAAUGGCUUGUUUUAGAAGUAGUUUUGUUUAAACAGAGAUUUUUGUUUCACUUCUGUAGGUGUCGUGUUUGACUCUGGAGAUGGGGUGAGCCACAGCGUGCCGGUGUUUGAGGGAUAUAGUCUACCUCACGCAGUGCAGCGCUUCCCUCUAGCUGGUGUCGAUGUGACAAUGCAUCUUAAAAAGGUAUAAACGCCUUCAUUUGUUUUUAUGAUGUCAAUUAAUAAAGAGAUCAAUAUUAGUGGCUCAAUAUUUCCCUGCUCUUGUGCGUGAAGCUGCUCCAGGAACAAGGGGUGAGCAUGCGCACCACAGCAGAGAUGGAGAUCGUGCGGGAGAUAAAGGAGAAGUGCUGCACCGUCGCUCUGAACUACGAGUCUGAGCUGACUUUGGGGAGGUCGUCCUGCAGAGAGAUGCAUUACACCAUGCCGGAUGGACAGGUUGUCACACUGGGCACAGAGAGGUUCAGGUAACUGUCCGCACAUCAUGUCCUGUUUUAUAAAGACACUCAAUCCACUCAGUGGGGCUCUGAAGAAAAUGACCAAGGGGAAAGAGGAAAUUACUCCAUAUGAUGAGGAAAAAAGAAAAAAUCCAAAGAAAAAAUUAGAUGUCAAAAAGCUGUCUAUUGCUCAGUGGGCUGACAUAUAUUGAAGUUUUUGACUUAUUGUGACAGAAAGAGUUCACUUAAAGUUCUUGUUUCUCAUCACUAACAGGCUCAGAUUGUCGUUUAAAGUGCCUGACAACAUUACACAAAGGAUCCCUAAAGAGAGAGACAUAUGUUGUAGAGGAAGAUGAUUUUUAUGAAGCUGUUAUAACACUUCUUUGUGCUCAUAAAUUGCAGCUAUUGCAGCAUGUUUCGCUGCUGCUGCUAAUAUAAUAAAUCAAAGCAUUUCCAAAUCUAUUUCUUGUUAAACCAGCAGCAGUCACUCUGGCGUCAGUCUUGUUAUACAAAGUGAAAUGUGAGAUGUUUCAGAGCACAAGAAUGACAUGUGUGCAGCACCUGCAGGAUGAGACAGACUGUUCUGACGGGCUACCUGCUUCUUUACAGAGCUGACUCCUCAGACACCGCAGCUCCAUUUUUAUUCCUCAUUCUUUCAUAUGUUUACUUCCUCCUGUCCCCCUUUUUUAUCCAGGGCCCCUGAGAUUCUCUUCAAGCCCGAACUCAUCGGACGGGACCAUUACGGGAUGCAUGAGAGCAUCUUCAAGUCAAUCCUCAGCUCAGACAUUGACCUGCGGCGCUGCUUCCUGGGAAACAUUGUGCUGUCAGGUAACAGCUGACGUUUGUUACGGUGUUACACAACAGUCUGAGGGUUUUCUCCAGCUGUGCUCUGAUUCCUGCUUUGGUUUGGAUUUGUUUGGUGCUUAUUUUCCCCUCUAACUAAAGCGUGGAAACCUUGGAUCGAGCAAUAUUUAAAUCAGAUCAAACUGAUACUUUCUAAUCAAUAACCACAUCCCAGUCUACGGGUACGAAACCACAAAAAGAAAAAUGCCGGUGCUGUCUAAAUGCUGUCUCCCUCAGAGCACUGGUUUCGCCAUGUUUCAGUUUCUUUCUCACCUCUUACUGUAGGAGGGAACACCCUGCUGGAUGGCCUACCUGAGCGACUCCAGGCUGAAAUCAAAGGACUGGUUCCACCCGACAUGGGGAAGGCCGUUCGCGUCACCAGCCCUAAAGACAGAGACUUCUCAGUGUGGAGCGGAGGAGCGGUGCUGGCCAACCUCCAAACUUUCAGCUCGACGUGGAUCAGUCAGGAGGAAUACGAGGAGUACGGACCCCAGAUCGUCUUCAGGAAGUGCUUCUGA
Molecule: messenger RNA, 20289 nt
Organism: Xyrichtys novacula (pearly razorfish)
Lineage: Eukaryota; Metazoa; Chordata; Actinopteri; Labriformes; Labridae
Source: the annotation of a GenBank genome assembly